Molecule: messenger RNA, 962 nt
Organism: Pangasianodon hypophthalmus (striped catfish)
Lineage: Eukaryota; Metazoa; Chordata; Actinopteri; Siluriformes; Pangasiidae
Gene: prdx3
Product: peroxiredoxin 3
Exons: 7
Coding region: 58-777 (239 amino acids)
Biological process (GO): response to oxidative stress; hydrogen peroxide catabolic process; cellular response to stress
Cellular component (GO): mitochondrion; cytosol
Molecular function (GO): thioredoxin peroxidase activity
Source: RefSeq, a predicted model, not a curated record
CGCAGUCAGUGCGCGCUUUUGAGGCUCAAAGUGCAGUACAUUUUGCAUGCUUUCAAGAUGGCAGCCACCAUUGGAAGACUUCUCCGGACUUCUGCAACCAGAGCAGCAGUGAGUGCGCUGAGGAGUGGAACUGCAGCUCCGUCUGGGAUCAGAGCACAGAGAGCUUGCUUCUCUAUCAGUACUGCUAAAUGGGCUCCAGCAGUUACCCAGCAUGCUCCACACUUCAAGGGUACAGCUGUCCUCAAUGGAGAAUUCAAAGAGAUCAGCCUUGAUAACUACAAGGGCAAAUACCUUGUUCUGUUUUUCUACCCGCUCGAUUUUACGUUUGUCUGCCCUACGGAAAUCAUCGCAUUCAGUAACAAGGCUAACGAAUUCCGUGAUGUCAACUGUGAGGUGGUGGGUGUGUCUGUGGACUCUCACUUUACUCACCUGGCCUGGACCAACACCCCUCGAAAGAGUGGAGGACUGGGAAAAAUCCACAUCCCCUUGCUAGCUGAUCUCAACAAGCAGGUCUCCAGAGACUACGGAGUCCUACUGGAGGGGCCAGGAAUAGCACUGAGGGGGCUGUUUAUCAUUGAUCCCAAUGGCAUCAUCAAACACAUGAGCAUCAACGACCUUCCAGUAGGCCGCUCUGUUGAAGAGACACUGCGCCUCGUUAAGGCUUUCCAGUUUGUGGAGAGCCAUGGAGAGGUUUGCCCAGCCAGCUGGACCCCAAAAUCACCCACGAUAAAGCCAACACCAGAGGGGUCCAAGGAAUACUUUGAAAAAGUCAACUGAAAGGAACUCAAGCCAAAUUUGCUUCUAGUAGAUCAUAAAACAUAAUGCACUUAAUAUUUAGAUUGACUUUGAAUUGCACUACCCAAAUGGAUCACCAGAAAUUGAUUUCAGUAAUCUGUGUAAAACAUGAGCUCAUUUGUUAGUGUUGUUGCUGUGUAUACAAAUAAAAGUGACACUGUCUGGUA